Boeremia exigua is the source of this 3006-nucleotide messenger RNA. RefSeq lists its product as uncharacterized. The coding region runs from base 318 to 2759 and encodes 813 amino acids. Gene Ontology annotation, cellular component: nucleus. NCBI's taxonomy places the organism in Eukaryota, Fungi, Ascomycota, Dothideomycetes, Pleosporales, Didymellaceae. Gene Ontology annotation, molecular function: RNA polymerase II CTD heptapeptide repeat phosphatase activity. The transcript is spliced from 3 exons. The record is from RefSeq and is a predicted model, not a curated record.
CGACCACGAACGGCCUUCGACACACACGCGCCACACCCCUGCUCGACGCCACGGCUCCGCACCGCCGCGCACUGCUCUGCCUGCACCUGCACCUGCACCUGCACCGCCGUCCCUCGCGCGCUGCCCCCCGGCGCCCAUUGCCUGCGAGCCUGCGAGCCUGCAAGUCUGCGAGGCCCGCGCCGCCAGCUCCAGCGUCGCCAGCUCGCGCCUGCGCCGCCCGCCCGAAUGCGACAGCCUGCGCGACGCGCCGCCCCCCAACACCCGCAGCACGCCGCCCCCGCCCGCCCGCUCGAGCGCAUGCAUCGCCUCGACGCGGCAUGAAGAUCUCAUCGCCCCCGGGGCUGCACUAUCCCAUCACGGUGCUCGAGCUGCUGAAGAAGCCCGAUGACGGCGUCCAGCGCUCCGAGCGCCUGUUCACGUACACGUACGAGAGCACCGUGACCGAGACGAACAAGUGGGGAGAGGAGAAGACGCGCAAGAAGACGCUGACCACGCACUUCGCCGCCAGCACCGACGGCCGCAUCGCGCGCUGGUACAUCCGCGCCGGCGCCGUCGUCGCGCGCCCCGGCACCGCCAUCGUCGACAUCGAGGAGCCAUGCACCCACGAGAUCCAGUUCGGCGGCCUCUGCGCCGAGUGCGGCCAGGACAUGACCCAGAUCGACCAUCUCACCCUGCGCAGCAACACGGACCGCGCCACCGUCAAUAUGACCCACGACAACGUCGCCCUGCUCGUCAGCCACGACGAGGCCCUGCGCGGCGAGGAGGAGACCAAGAAGCGCCUGCUGGACUCGUCCAAGCUGACGCUCAUCGUCGACCUCGACCAGACUGUCAUCCACACCACCUGCGAGCGCACCAUCGCCGAGUGGAAGGCCGACCCCGACAAUCCCAACCACGACGCCGUCAAGGACGUCGAGGGCUUCCAGCUCGCCGACGACACCGUGUCCAACGUGGCCGCCAACUGGUAUUACGUCAAGAAGCGCCCCGGACUGCAGGCCUUCUUCGACCGCGUGUCGACCAAGUACGAGAUGCACGUCUACACCAUGGCCACUCGCGCAUACGCCCAAGCAGUGUGCCAAAUCAUUGACCCCGAGCGCAAGUACUUUGGCGACCGCAUCCUCAGCCGCGACGAGAACUACACGGACAAGCUCAAGAGCCUGCAGCGCCUCUUCUAUCACAACACAUCCAUGGUAGUCAUCAUCGACGACAGGGCAGACGUGUGGCAGUACAGCCCCCACCUCGUGCGCGUCCCCGUCUUCAAUUUCUUCCCGGGCGCCGGCGACAUAAAUGCAAGCUUUCUGCCCAAACAGCAGGAGCUCGUCACCCAAUCUAAACCUCUUGCAGCGUCGCCCGUCAAGCCCGAAGCUGCUCCCGUCGCCGCCCCUGGUCUCGGCAAGCCUACUGCAGCCACGCCAGCAGAGGGCAUCAACGGCGUUGGUGAAGCACUCGAACAACAGCUGUUGUCUAUGGCAUCUCCAGAAACGCUAGACGAGCAGACCAAGGAGCAAGAAAGAGUGAUUGUUGCACAACAAACAGAGCGGCCUCUGCUGCAACAACAGCUCAUGCAGGACAAAGCAGACGAGGAGGCCGAGGCCGAGGCCGAGGCAGAAGCAGAAGCAGAAGCAGAGGCAGAAGUAGAGACGAGCGAAGAGCAUGACGCUGCGAACGGCGAUUCACAACAUGUCGACCCCCCCAAACACCGACACAGCAUCCUGCAUAAUGAUGAUCGAGGCCUAGAUGUCAUUGAAAAUAACCUCAACCGAGUGCAUGCGGCCUUUUACGACGAGUACAGGACAGCAAAGGCAGUCGGGCCGGCAGGACGGGUGGCUGCGCUCAAGGGCGAGAGGAGCCCGAAGAAGCGCCCUAUUGACUCUAUCCCCGAUGUCGCAGAGUUGAUGCCGGCGAUGAAAAAGCAAGUGCUUGACAACACGGUCGUGGUGUUUUCUGGCAUCAUACCACUCGGCGUUGACGUUCAGACAACUGAUUACGCGCUUUGGAUCAAGAGCUUUGGCGCCGAAGUGUCGACCAACGUGGACCGGCGAACAACGCACGUCAUUGCCAACCCUGACCUGAAGACCACCAAGGUUAAGAAAGCCGCACGCUAUGAGAAGAUUAAGAUAGUCAAUCCCGAGUGGAUGUUCCAGAGCUGCUCAAGAUGGGAGCGUGUUGACGAGACACCCUACCUCAUCAAGGUCGAUCCAGCUGAGCGCGGGGCGUCGCCCUUCCAUGAUGACAGCCUUGAGGGUUCGGGUGGAGAGGAGGCAGAUGGGCUCGUGGAUUCGCCAGUAACGCUCAACUUGACGGCUGACAACUGGGACUCGGUGGAUAAUGAAUUAGCCGAGUUCAUGGAGGGCGACGACACAGACGGCUCACAUGGGUCGGACUCGGACAGCGAGCGGUCCGAUGAUAGCACGGCGUCGACCUCGAGCCGGAAGCACAAGAAACGAAAGCGUACCAACGGCAACACGACUGACGGCAGCGAGGCAUACGAGAGCGACAGCAGUGUGACAAGCACAUCCCGCCUGCAGCGGCGGAAGAAGCGAACCAUGGAGCGCGUGACAUCACUGGCAAAUGUCGUCACGGCGGAAAAGUCGUCAGGUCUACCGACACCGGAAGCAACAGGGGUAGAGGCGCUGCCGGCAGAGGAGCUGAAGCAAGGUCCUGAAGAGAACGGGGUUGCGCCAGAUCUGCAGGCGGACAACGACGACGCGCUCGAGGCCGAGCUUCUGGCGGGAUUCGACAGCAGCGACGAGGAGGCAUGAGCGUGCGCAGUGGAGGGGGGACGUGCGUUUGACAGCAUCUGAUUUGCCUGCAUAGCGUGGUGUUUGGCAUUUGGCGUUCUUUGGGGGACAUGUUUGGUCACUGGGUCACUGGGUUCUGGUUCGUGGCCUGCACAGGGCACUCUUGCAUGUACUGUGCCAUGCACGUUUAUGUAUUCAACUCUGUACACAUGAGGCGCUCUUGCAUGUGCUGUGCCAUGCGCGCCCAUGUAUGCGAUUCUGUACACAC